AGUAAAGGAGUGACGUCAGCAGCUGGGAGCAGUUCCACAGUGCGCGCCGAGAAGAGGGAGAGGUGGCUGAUACCGGAGAGAGAAGGAGCCUCGUCCGAGGGCCGGAGAGAGAGCAACAGCUCCAGUGUGCGAGGGGGAGACGGCAGGCAGAGCCAAGAGACCGCCCGAGACAGUGCCUGCAGGAUGCAGCUCUUCUUCCUUCUGCUGGGACUGCUAUGCUCAGUCUUGCAGGCCCAAGAUACUUCUAUAUACGUAACAGACAAGGUGACUGGAAUCAUUGGUAAGGAAGUUAUUUUGCCAUGCAAGUUCACCAGCAAAAACCCUUCAGUGCGUGUGACACAGAUCAUGUGGCUGAACAGUACUGGCAGUUUGGCGGUGUUUAGUCCUAUUCUUGGCACCCAUUUACAUGACCCAGCACGUUUCCAGCUAGUGGAUCCAUCUAAUACCAGCGUAACACUCAAGAUCUCACCUGUCGUGUACACCGAUGAAGGAGAGUAUGUCUGUGAGGUGACCACCUUUCCUGGUGGUAAUGUCAAAGCCACCACCACUCUGGUUGUCAAAGCUAUAUCACAGAAUUCUGCAGAAGCCAACUCCGGGGUUGUAGCAGGUGACCAAGAAGCGGCAGUAGCUACGUGUAAAUCGGCCAAUGGAAGGCCUCCAUCCCGAAUAACAUGGCACACUACCAUUCCUGGGAAUGUGAGCAACACCAUGAUCAAUAAUACUGAUGGAACAUACACUGCAGUCAGUCAGUACUUAAUUAUACCAACAUGGACCGCUGAUGGGAUGCCAGUCACUUGCAUAAUCAACUCAGAGUCAACAGACUACCCUAUUCCAUUGAAAUUGUCCAUUCAAUAUGCCCCUGUGGUAACUAUUGAGGGCUAUGAUGAUAAUUGGCACUUACAUCGCAAUGAUGUCUUCCUGACUUGCAAUGCAAAAGGCAACCCCCCUCCCAUGUCAUACACUUGGAAAACUGCGGAUGGAUCCCCGCUCCCUGCAUCUGUCCGGGCCAAGGACAAUAUUCUGUACGUGGAUCAGGUGGACGAACGUGUAAACAGAUCAUUUAUAUGUGAAGUCACCAAUGCUCUCGGGAGCAGAGCUUCCCGUCAGGAUGUCUUCGUAAGAGAACGUGCAAUGCAGACGCAGACAAACGCAGGAGCCAUCGCCGGGGGGGUAAUUGGGGGGAUUCUGGUCCUACUCCUUCUGGCUGCCAUCAUCUUCAUCGUCAUCAAAAGAGGAGGUCUACAGAGCAAAAAGGAUCGUGGAACUUACAAUUCCAAGCCCAGAGCAUUUGGCACUGGCAAAUCAACUGAGCAGUUCAACUACCAAGAUGACGGGGAGUUGGACAAACCCCUCAAAGGCCCAGUUCCCAUGAGAGACAGUGGACUAAGCCCCUCGUUGGGAGAUGAGGACGACGAUGAGGAGGAAAGGAUGAAAUACAAAGUACUUGAAGAUGAUGAGGAAGAAGAACGAUUCAAUGAGGUGGGGCCCAUGUUGCAACUUAGACCUCAUCAUCCAAUUGACUCUUACCUGGAUGAUGACAUGGAGUCACAGACUGAUGGCUCUAUAAUCUCCAGGACUGCUGUGUAUGUGUGAACACUCCUGAUGAUAACUGAGUACGUAUCCAAUACUGAACACACGGACUGCAGAGUGUUUACAUCUGUCCCAGUGAUAUGAAUUGUAGAGUAUUUGGAACUCUACCCAUCCUUAUUCAACCAUUCACCUGGACUUUACUCUCAUUGACCAUGAGCCAUUUGGACUGUAAAGUACAUAUGCAUUAGGAAUAUCACCAUUAUUUAACUUUUGCUCUUCAGUCAGGUAUGUGCGAUCCCCUUCACACACUCAAGUAUAUACAAACUCCAGUACACCAUUGCUUAAAUGACAGCUCCUUCAGAACUCCUUAGAUACACUCCAUUAAACUAUGGUGAACAAGUAUGUUCCCUUCACCUGCCUACUAGACUACAAAGAUCUUCUGCUCUUCCUUCCACAGAAUAUCCAGGACUAUUGAGACAUAUGACUGUUUUGAAAUAUGGACUUCCCUAUCCUGCUGGGCAUUUUAGGUACCCCUCAUUAUUUCAGGGGGCUGGGUAAGGUAUAGGAAGUCACUCUGACCUUACACGUGAACUUGUCGUGCCAGGAUAUAGUUGCCACUUGCAGUUUUUAGGGAUAUCUGCAAAGUGUGCACUAAUUUCCUUUUUAAAGGGGGUUUGCACUAAAUAGUAAUGAAGUUAUAAAGGAUAAUAUGAAGAAAAUUGAGCCUUGAGAUAAUGGGGUGGGUUGGGGGAUGGGUU
Molecule: messenger RNA, 2288 nt
Organism: Bufo bufo (common toad)
Lineage: Eukaryota; Metazoa; Chordata; Amphibia; Anura; Bufonidae
Gene: NECTIN2
Product: nectin cell adhesion molecule 2
Exons: 6
Coding region: 184-1593 (469 amino acids)
Source: RefSeq, a predicted model, not a curated record